This is a messenger RNA of Acipenser ruthenus (sterlet), 5315 nucleotides long. Its product is annotated as loricrin-like. Lineage: Eukaryota; Metazoa; Chordata; Actinopteri; Acipenseriformes; Acipenseridae. The transcript has 2 exons. The coding region runs from base 1415 to 2293 and encodes 292 amino acids. The record is from RefSeq and is a predicted model, not a curated record.
UGUGACCUACUUGCUCUUCCACUGAACAUCUGCCAUGCCGACAGGCAAACAAAGGUCACAUUCUGCUGAUUUUACCUGAGCAGUGGUCGAGGCAGCAGGUGCAGGGCUGUUUGAUUAUUUUGUCCCGCACCUGCCGCACCUCGGCAGUUCCCCACAGAGCUAAGGAGACCCGAAGGUUCAGUGGGCGUUCUCCGAUCCCACAACCGAGCCAGCUUCCUCUUUUACGCCCAGGAACUUGAGCAGAUGUCAGUGAGCUCCCAGCCUCUGAAGGACAAAGGCCAGCCCUGCAGGUGUACACUCUGAGCUCACUGGGCGCCUGGCCAGCAGGGUUUGCUGUUGCGUGAUUUUAAGGCUGUAAAUCUACAUUUAAAUGUCUAAAGUGUUUAAAUAUCCAGUUGUUUACCGGUUAAAUGAUUCAUAACAUAUACAGUAUAUUUAAUAAAAGUACUCUUGUGACUCUUUUACUCAAAUGUUACUAACUUUAUUUUAACUCAUUUCUACUUUUAAGUUUAAUUGACACACACACACAUAUAUAUAUAUAUAUAUAUAUAUAUAUAUAUAAUAUAUCAAUCAGUGCUUUUAUUAAAUAAUAAAUAAACAAAAGGUUUAAACAAAACAAAACACUACAACAAAAGGGCACGUUGGCCAAACAAAUAAACAAUAAUGAAACAAAUAUACUUUCAAUACAGCAAUUGUUUCUUUCUCUUUGCUCUCUCCGCUCUCCCGUACUCGGGUAGAGAGCUGCAGGUUUAUAUACAGUGACCAUCUCCAGAUUAGCAACAAUUAAUCAAUGAAUUAACUCGGGAGAUGGUCACCGUCUGCACGAGUUUAGUAAGGAUGCGUGACUGUCAGCUAGUUAAAUAAAUCAGUAGCUGAUCAGUCAUGCAUCCUCACAAGGUUUCUAAAAUCUAAAACAAUAACAAAUACGCGGCGCUUUUAUCCACGCCGCAAACAAUACAAAUAAUAACGAAAUAGUGCAUAUAUAUAUAUAUAUAUAUAGGGGCGGGACACUCCGCCACUCAUGCCCCCCCCUUGUGCGCAGCACACAUGGCCUUUUCGGCCACCUCCCCCCUUAGUCCCCAAAGUCCCGGCUAGCAGUCCCGGCCCAGGAACAGGGGAAGCAAGGUUCUCCGGGGGCGACCACGGCGGGAUGUCCUACUCCCACCCAAACAGCUGUAGCGUCCCGGUGGAACGCGCACAGGCCGGCUCCUCCGGCCAAGGAAAUUUUGGGGGUGGUCUCCAGACCUCCCCCCCCCUUCUUCAUGGCCGGCAGCUCCCCUUCGUGGGGCUCUGACCACAGUUUCUCCUGCCGCGAAAGUGUGGCUGGGGGAGCUGGUCUCCUGACCCCCCCCCCCCCUUCUUCGUGGCCGGCAGCUCCCCUUCAUGGGGCUCCAGCCACAGUAUUUCCUGCCGCAUGGCAGGACUGGUAGCGACUCCAGGCGAAGCAGGACCCUCGACGACCCCAGGCAAAGUAGGACCCUCGGGAGGCGACGGCAGCAGCAGCGGUCCCUCGGGAGGCGACGGCAGCAGCAGCGGACCCUCGGGAGGCGACGGCAGCAUCAGCGGACCCUCCGGAGGCGAAUUCGGGAGGGGAGCCCCUGGCCAUGGAGACGGCAUCAGGAGCUCCACUUCUCCCUCGCACCCUAUAACUAGUGGCUCCACAGGCGAUGCAGAGCAGCCGGCAGCCCUAGGCGAUGCGGAGCAGCAGGCAUCCUUGGGCGGUGCGAGGCAGGCAUCCUUGGGCGGUGCGAGGCUGGCAUCCUUGGGCGGAGCGAGGCAGGGCAGGAGCAGUCCUUCCCAUGGCGGUGGAAGUGGAACCAGAAGGUAUUCACCCUCUACUGGUGGAGGUGGGAGCUGCAAGCAGUCCUCCCAUGGCGGUGGAGACAAAGGCAGUUCCUGCUGCUCUGCUCCUAGCGGUGUUGGAGACAAAGGCAGCUCCUGCUGCUCUGCUUCUAGCGGUGGAGGUGUUGGAGACAGAGACAGCUCCUGCUGCUCUGCUUCUAGCUGUGGAGAUAGAGGCAGCUCCUGCUGCUCUGCUCCAGGCGGUAGAGACAGAGGCAGCUCCUGCUGCUCUGCUCCUAGCGGUAGAGACAGAGGCAGCUCCUGUUGCUCUGCUCCUAGCGGUGGCAUAGGCAGAGGCAGCUCCUGCUGCUCUGCUCCUAGCGGUGGAGGUGGCAGAGGCAGAGGCAGCUCCCGCUGCUCUGCUCCUGCUGGUGGAAGCGGCGGAGGCAGAGGCAGCUCCUGCUACUCUGCUCCUGCUGGUGCAAGGGGUGGAGGUGGGGAUAGCGUGUAGUCUCCUCCUGUUGCAGGGAACCGGUGCUUCUCCUUCUCCUCUUCCUGGAGAAUGGGGCAGUUGACCACGAAGUGGCCCCACUCCCCACAGGCAGUGCACCAGUUCACGGCCUCAAGUGCGCUGAGGUAUGCUUCCCAGCUGCCCUUCGGUCGUCCUUCCUCCUCCUCUCCAAGGUGGGGGCAGUUGAUGACGGAGUGGCCCCCCUUCCCGCAGGAAGGGCACCAACUUGAGGCCUCGACCAGGCGAAGGUAGCCAUCCCAACGUCCACUCCUGAGCUUCCCUCUCUUGGGCUGUGGACACACCGACUCCCCCCUCUUGGGCUGUGGACGCACCGACUCCCCCCUCUUGGGUUUUGGACGUUCAGGCUCCUCCCACUCAGGCGCAGGACGUUCGGGCUCCUCCCACUCAGGCGCAGGACGUUCGGGCUCCUCCCACUCAGGUGGUGGAGCCUGCUUCUUUGCCUUCUUGGCACCACCACUCAUUCCCUUCUUCGGGACCAGCAGUUCCACCUCCUGCCAUGGAGGGGGUUGGUCGGGUGCUUUGUGCCCAACCUUGCCGACGGCAAAGCACCACUCCUCCCCUUUGAGGCAGGUGAGGCAGGUUUCCUGAUCCCCCUACGGCGAUGGUAUGUCCUUCAGGCGGAUCCACUCCUCUGCGGUCUCGAACCUCACCUCGAUCGAAGGCCUGCACAAAGAUGGGGUCUUCGUAUGGGCACACAUCAGGGAGGUGCCCAUACUCCAGGGAGGCGAGGCACCAUGUAGCCCCACCUUCCUUCAACUCCCUCUGAUGCUCAUGCCACCUCUUCAUGUAGGCAUCCACUUUAUCCAUUUUUUAUUUAUUUAUUUAUUUAUUUUCCACCAAACACAAAAAUACUAUUCGAAAAAAACAAACAAAAAAAACGCCCUUUGAUUUUCUGGUCCGGCUCCUGGAGGCAGUGUAUCCCUCUUCUGGACAUCAACUUUUAUUAAAUAAUAAACAAACAAAAGGUUUAAACAAACAAAAGGUUUAAACAAAACAAAACACUACAACAAUAGGGCAUCAGACCGUUUUUGAUAAAACUGGCUGCUUGCGCCCCAGGUUGAAAUUUGCAGUCAAUUGCUCGCCUGUUUUGCCUUGCACUUCGAAUUAAUGCAUGGAUAUCACUAUCCUGGAGUAUGCACUUCCGCCCACUGUUGCCCUUUGCUGAUGAUGUCUUUCCCUCGGAGUUCCAUUCCGACAUCACCUUAGACACUGUUGCUUGUGAAACAUCAGCAAGUUGAGCUGUCUUGGUCACUGAAGCUCCUGCCAAACGUGCCCCAACAAUCACCCAUCUUUCAAAGUCACUGAGGUCUCCUCUUGCAGCCAUGCUAGCUAUAAUUAUAGGCAAUCAGGCCUUUCCAGCAUUUUUAUACAUGACCCUAAGCAUGCUGGGAUGUUAUUUGCUUAAUUAACGCAUGAGCCACAUGUGUGGAAGCCCUUGCUUUCAAUAUACUUGGUGUCCCUCAUUUCCAUUUUUUUGUCCACUACCUGUAUGUAUAUAUAUAUAUCUGCCCUUACCGGAUCACAAAAGUGAUGGCGUGAAAAUUGUGUUAUCCUGGGCUGAUUAUAGUAUAUAAAUGAUUGAGCAUUAUCAGUUAAAAUUGAAAAAAAAUAUAUACCUUUGUCAUUGGACUCCAUUAAUUCUAUACCAGAAGGGGGUGUCUCCCAUCUGUGGCUGUGCUUGAGUCCUCAUAUGUCACUUAAACUCCCCCCACCCUCCCUUGAAACAUAAUUACCACUAACUCAUUCUUUGAAGAAAAUAGACACGCAUCAGCAUCUACUGAACAGCUGUACCAUGUUUUAGUAUUACACAAACAUCACUUUACAACUAAAGGUGCAGCACCAUUUAUUUUAAAAUUGUUAGAUACAUUGUCAUAUACUAAUCCAUACCUAAACAACCACUUAAUGUAAAAGUUCUAAGAAUUGUAUUUUUGAGGUUAAGAUCAGAAAGGUUAUUCAGGUGAACUGGUGUUAAUACUGCCAACAAUUUCUGAUAUUCUAUAUAGAUAUAGUUUUCUCCAUAGCAGCCUAAAGUAAGCAGAAACGGAAAAUUCAACUAGGUAUACUUAAGGGUUUCUUUAAAAUGCCUCUAUUGUCUCAUUUGGUGAUUAAGUUUACAAACUCAUGCACGCACACACAUAUAUAAUCAUAACUAUUGUAUACUUUUGAUUUUAGUGAACUAUUUGAUAUGGGUAGCAAAAGACCAGAGGGGUGUGUGUGUGUGUGUGUGUGUGUGUGCAAUUGAAUUCUGAAGAAAGAGUGGUGAAAUAGCCUUUCCAGUAGCAGAUGGUGUGUCAGAACCUGGGAUUCACCUUCUAUGAGCAAACCAAGGCAUUUGAUAUCUGUUUAACCCUACAACUCACACAUGACAGGAGGUUUAUUUAGUCUGUCUGAUCAUAUAGAAAUCUUUCAAGGCUGCUUGUGUCCCUGUUACAGACUGUCACAGCUAAGAGGCUUGAUUUGCUCCUAAUAUUUUAAGGAACCAAUGACUAUAACCUUAAGUUUGAAUACAGGAAACAACAUAAGCCAGUCUCUCUUUUAUGACUUGCUUGAUGGAGUCUGCAAUGUGUUUAAAAAUAAAUAAAUAAAGGCGCAUCCCUGUAUUUUAAUGUGUGUUUUGUUUUCUGAGCAAUGGGUAUGCCAGUUAUUGCCUCCUAACUGCAUCAUGUUUACUUGGCUCCUGAUGAUGUACUGACAAGCAGGUUGUAAGGAGGAAGUACAUUGUGUCUAUAAACUGCCAUUAAGGGAGAGCACGAAAUCUUAAACUGUGGAAUAGUUUACUAUACAAACACCACAAGGUGACAUCUUGGUAGAGAUGCUACAUUUAUUGUGAGCCGUGCUUUCCUUUUUGUUUUGUGAUGGGAAAUGUCAGAAUCUAAUGAAAAAAUGUGAUGUCUUCUCUUUUUGAGAAAAAAAAAAGUUUUGUCAGUGCAUAUAUUAGACUAAUAUGCAAAUUAAUGUUUUCAGCUGUACCCAUUUUUUUCGCUUGUUUUAGGAUACUAAA